CUUCCGUCAGAACCGGAAGAUCCUCUCCCUUUGCGGUUUCCAGAGGCUCCCGGCUGCGGGACGCCGAGGUGAGGUCUGGGACGGUUCCGCUGGCUUCAGGGUGUCUGAUCCACGACCUAGCCCCGGCGCCAUGGGUGUGAUAGGUAUACAGCUGGUCGUUACCAUGGUGAUGGCCAGUGUCAUGCAGAAGAUUAUACCUCACUAUUCUCUUGCUCGAUGGCUACUCUGUAAUGGCAGUUUGAGGUGGUAUCAACAUCCUACAGAAGAAGAGUUAAGAAUUCUUGCAGGGAAGCAGCAAAAAGGAAAAAGCAGAAAAGAUAGGAAAUACAAUGGUCACAUUGAAAGUAAGCCAUUAACCAUUCCAAAGGAUAUUGACCUUCAUCUAGAAACAAAGUCAGUUACGGAAGUGGAUACUUUAGCAUUGCAUUACUUUCCAGAAUACCAGUGGCUGGUGGAUUUCACAGUGGCUGCUACAGUUGUGUAUCUAGUAACUGAAGUCUACUACAGUUUUAUGAAGCCCACACAGGAAAUGAAUAUCAGCUUAGUCUGGUGUCUGCUUGUUUUGUCUUUUGCAAUCAAAGUUCUAUUUUCAUUAACUACACACUAUUUUAAAGUAGAAGAUGGUGGUGAAAGGUCAGUUUGUGUCACCUUUGGAUUUUUUUUCUUCGUUAAAGCUAUGGCAGUCUUGAUUGUAACAGAAAAUUAUCUGGAGUUUGGACUUGAAACAGGGUUUACAAAUUUCUCAGACAGUGCCAUGCUGUUUCUUGAAAAGCAAGGUUUAGAAUCUCAGGGUCCUGUUUCAAAACUUACUUUCAAAUUUUUCCUGGCUAUUUUCUGUUCACUCAUUGGGGCUUUUUUGACAUUUCCUGGAUUACGGCUGGCUCAAAUGCAUCUGGAUGCCCUGAAUUUGGCAACAGAAAAAAUUACACAAACACUACUUCAUAUCAACUUCUUGGCACCUUUAUUUAUGGUUCUGCUCUGGGUAAAACCAAUCACCAAAGACUACAUUAUGAACCCACCAUUGGGUAAAGAAAAUGUCCCUUUAAUGACAGAAGCUACAUUUGAUACUCUGCGACUCUGGCUAAUAAUCCUGCUGUGUGCUUUACGGUUGGCCAUGAUGCGUAGUCACCUGCAAGCUUAUUUAAACUUAGCCCAGAAAUGUGUGGAUCAGAUGAAAAAAGAAGCAGGGCGAAUAAGUACAGUUGAGCUACAGAAAAUGGUGGCUCGAGUCUUUUAUUACCUCUGUGUCAUUGCACUGCAGUAUGUGGCACCGCUGGUAAUGCUGCUUCACACAACUCUGCUUUUGAAAACAUUAGGUAAUCAUUCCUGGGGGAUUUAUCCAGAACUUCUCUCUACUUUGCCAGUGGAUAAUAGCCUACUCCCCAAUUCUGUUCACUCUGAAUUACCAUCUGCUGAUGGGAAGAUGAAGGUAACUGUUACACAAAUAACAGUGGCACUGAGCAGCUUAAAAAAUAUUUUUACUCCUCUCCUUUUUCGAGGACUUCUGUCUUUUUUGACCUGGUGGAUAGCUGCUUGCCUCUUUUCUACAAGCCUUUUUGGACUUUUUUAUCACCAAUAUCUGACUGUGGCAUGAAUUGCAGUUAACUAAAAGGAUAUACAAGUCUCACUUUAAAUUCAAAUAUUUGUGCCCUUGAAGGGCUGAUGAAAACCAGAAGAAAGCAAAUACAAAGGAAAAAGAAAAAACAUAUCAAAAUCUCUUGUUUUAAAUGUUUCCUCUGUAUUCUCAGGGUGAAUUAAUGUUAUAAUAUUUAAAAUCACAAAAUAGAUUGUUCACUGUUACACUGUGGCAUCGGAAUUUUAACUCUUUAUAUUUACUGAUGUGCGAGGGCUAUCUACAGGGGUAAUACUUAGGGUUACCUUGGUUUACAGAAACCUCCAGCAGUCUUUGCAACAUCUCAUAUGACUCCAGUUAUUGAUUAAUUGCACUUAGUGGUAUUAAGGUACUGUUUAUAGUCAUAGUGGUUACCUAAAGAACAGUCUUCAACCUGAGCCAUGCUUUAGUGGAGGGAAAAGAGCUAACGUCACUUCUGUUGGUAAUGUAUCAGUUACUCUUCAAACAACACCAACAAUAAAAUCCAACAGAAACUAAGAGAUUGCUACUGUAUAUUACAGUAAAGGAAGCUAUAUUCGUUACUUUAAAUUUAAUGGAGAUGUACAUGUUUAAGUACUGCUGCUAGAGUAGCAAGAAUAUUGUUUUAAAAUGUAUACUACCCAACUUGAGAGUUCUUUUUUAAUGAUUGGCCAUGUAAACAUUUGCAACAUUGCUGUUAGGUAUGGCCUGCCAUAUUUUAUUUUAUUCUAUGAUCCUGAAUAGUUCCUUUUAAUAGUCUAAAACUAUUUAUCAAUAUUGAUUAGACUUUAAAAAAAUUACUUUGUAAUCCUGCUGACUACCUGUAUGUAUUGUAUAUAUAUUAUAUAUUAAAUAUAUAAUAUAUUGAGAUUAUUAAAGAUGAAAAUAUUGAAUUCUUAUAGUAUUUUACAUUGCUGAAUGUAUGUUAAAAAGUGAUUGAAUGAGAUGUAGUUGUAUCUAGAAAUUUUAUUUCUUUUUGGAAUGAGAUUAAAAUACAUUUUGAAAGUU
Molecule: messenger RNA, 2599 nt
Organism: Nycticebus coucang (slow loris)
Lineage: Eukaryota; Metazoa; Chordata; Mammalia; Primates; Lorisidae
Gene: TMEM161B
Product: transmembrane protein 161B
Exons: 12
Coding region: 131-1594 (487 amino acids)
Source: RefSeq, a predicted model, not a curated record